This is a messenger RNA of Momordica charantia (bitter melon), 1303 nucleotides long. NCBI's taxonomy places the organism in Eukaryota, Viridiplantae, Streptophyta, Magnoliopsida, Cucurbitales, Cucurbitaceae. The record is from RefSeq and is a predicted model, not a curated record.
UUUGAUUUGACGCCCAGGUUGACGUCUCUUCCUUCUCUGUUCCAUUGGGUUUCAUUUUUGGAAAUUAGAGCGGCCUGGAAAAUGGGUUGCUUUGGCCACAGCAAAAAACAGAGGAAAAGGUCAGAGAUCAAUUUGCCAUGUAUUAUUCCACCGCCAUCUUCAGAUACAGGCGAUCUGAAGGCAAAUUUGAAUGUAAAAACAGGGGAAGAAGAAAAUGAGGUGGUGUGUGAAAACGACCAGCUGGCGUCAGAUACAAACAUAGAAGAUCUAGAUUCGCAUAACAACGAGGUUUCCAAGAAAGCCAAAACGAAUGAAGGGAUAGAAACAUUUACAUUCAACGAACUUGUAGUAGCAACUAAAAAUUUCAAAUCAGAUUGCUUUCUGGGCGAGGGCGGAUUUGGUAAAGUUUACAGAGGCCAUUUGGGAAGAAUCAACAACCAGGCUGUGGCUAUCAAGCAACUUGAUCGCAAUGGGCUUCAAGGUGUGAGGGAAUUUAUGGUGGAAGUGCUGACAUUAAGUUUGGCCAAUCACUCAAACCUUGUGAAAUUGAUAGGGUAUUGUGCAGAGGGGGAUCAGAGGCUGUUGGUUUAUGAGUUCAUGCCAUUAGGAUCAUUGGACAAACAUUUGCAUGAUGCUCCACCGGGCAGAAAAGUGCUUGAUUGGAAUACAAGAAUGAAAAUAGCAGCGGGUGCAGCGAGGGGAUUGGAGUACUUGCAUGACAAGAUGACACCUGCGGUUAUAUAUCGGGAUCUAAAAUGCUCGAACAUUUUGCUUGGGGACGGGUACUGGCCGAAGCUCUCGGAUUUCGGUCUAGCCAAAGUGGGUCCUAGUGGAGAUAAGACCCAUGUUUCUACUAGAGUCAUGGGAACAUAUGGAUAUUGUGCACCAGAUUAUGCAAUGACAGGCCAAUUGACAUUCAAAUCUGAUAUCUACAGCUUUGGAGUUGUUCUUUUGGAGCUCAUCACUGGAAGGAAAGCCAUUGACCACACAAGACCACCAAGGGAGAUGAGUUUGGUAGCAUGGGCGAGACCGUUGUUUCAAGAUCGAAAACGGUUCUUGCUAAUGGCGGACCCGAGGCUCGAAAGUCAGUACCCUGUCAGAGGGCUAUAUCAAGCUCUUGCCAUUGCUGCAAUGUGCCUCCAGGAGCAGCCUACAAUGAGGCCAAUGAUAUCAGAAGUGGUCACUGCUCUAGAUUUCCUUUCUUCCCAGAAUUAUGCCUCAAGGGUUUAGUUUAUCAGAGAUCUUUGAGUUUGUUCCGAGCAACUGACGAUCAUUGCAUAAUCAUCGGCCCUACACAAGAGCC